Molecule: messenger RNA, 1996 nt
Organism: Haliotis rufescens (red abalone)
Lineage: Eukaryota; Metazoa; Mollusca; Gastropoda; Lepetellida; Haliotidae
Product: glycoprotein-N-acetylgalactosamine 3-beta-galactosyltransferase 1-like
Exons: 3
Coding region: 618-1628 (336 amino acids)
Cellular component (GO): membrane
Molecular function (GO): N-acetylgalactosaminide beta-1,3-galactosyltransferase activity
Source: RefSeq, a predicted model, not a curated record
UUUUUUUUUAAAGAGUGUAUAAUAGUGUAUCAGUCAAAGCGGAGUUAGAUGUGCGUCAGCUGCAUAUUUGGCCAAUAUAAUACCGUUAAGUGACGGCAGAUCAAUAGCGCCAGCUGACGCCACCGCCGCCAUGUUUUGAUCUGCGGCAGGCGGGCAAAACUGCCGGCUUGAACAAUGACGGUCAAUAGGAUAUUCAUACUGCAUGUCUAUACUGUGCCACACGAGUUUGGGAUGCUUGGACGUGUCGAAGUAAUGUCAGAUGAGAGUGUUUACAAUGUUCCGGGUUGUUUAGUCGGAUACAACUCACAAGACAACGAGCCAUAGCCUGGAUAUCGGAUACGAUCAUAUUCACAGCUUGUUCUUAAGGUUUGGACGCAGAGCAGCGACACUUCCUGUUGUACGAUUUAAAAAGUUUGUGUAUAUUCAAUAUGUUUCUAUCAGGACGUGGAUCUUACAGUUCCAGUUGUAACGUGGCAUACGUUGAAGUGAAAAGACGUCAGUCGCUGCAGACUUUGAUAUGGUCUUGAUUUAAAAUGAACAGAUAUUUUCGAUUGCUUCUAAAUGACUUGUAUCGAUUCGCAAACCAUCAUAGAUAAUGCGAAGAACGAUUUCUUAAAAUGAGAGUGUACAAGAUAUUCAACAACUUUGUUCUAAGACUGGCCUUCACGUCGAGGCUAACUCUUGUAGUCUAUGGCUUCGUCCUAGGUUUUGUUACUAUGGUGAUUGUGCUGCCCCAUCUGGCGUCGAACAGAAAUACCGGCUUAAUGAAAGGGAAGCAACUGCAGGAAGACACACUGGAGCGACUGCUGAGUGAAGAGAAGAGGAGUGAUGGUGGUGACGACAGACUGGCCCGGGCAGUGCUGAACAGAACCCGGAUCUUGUGUUGGGUCAUGAUCCGAGAUGGCGGCAAUGUCAAGGCCAGAGCUCUGCGGGCAACGUGGGGAAAACGUUGUGAUAAGCUACUGUUCUUUGGCAUUGAUGACGAAUUCGCCGCCAUAGAUUUAAGAACACAGGAAGGGAAGAGAUUUCUAGCUGCCAAAACCUUCACCUGCCUUAAAUACAUCCACAAAUAUCAUUUAAAUGACGCUGAUUGGUUUCUAAAAGCGGAUGAUGACACUUACAUUGUUAUGGAAAAUUUAAAAUAUUUUUUAAGUGAAGAGAAUCCCGAGUUACCUAUUUAUUUCGGCGAGUUUUUUAACCCUUAUGACACUAAAUACCUCCGCUACAACAGCGGAGGGGCCGGCUACGUCCUCAGCAGAGAGGCUCUUCGGCGUUACGGGGAACUUGCGCUUCUGAGAAGCGUUUGCGCGGACCCUGGAGGCCCAGAGGAUAAGGAGAUUGGCUACUGUUUGCGUCAACUCGGUGUUGAGAUCGGAGACACAACGGACCGUUUUGGGAAAAGCAGGUUCCAUUACGACCGCGCGGACUUGCAUGCUGUUGGUGAUGUGAAACAGUGGUACCGUGAUUUCAUGGGAGCUCGAUACAGGAGGGGUACCGACACCAUGAGCGACUACCCCGUCUCCUUCCACUAUCUACAGCACUACGACAUCCACAUCAUGGAGUUUGUCUUGUACAGGCUCCGUCCUCACGGCGUCGUGAAGUCUUUCAAAGAAGUAAACGUGGUAUAAUUCUCUCGGCUCAUCUCAGUCCGAUAUGUCAUGAAUGUGACGGGAAAAGCCGAGUGGAGCCGAAUGCAUAUGAUCAACAAAUCUUCAAUCUAAUUGAAUCAAAACUGUUGCUCCGAUAAGAUACGUCUCAGCGUUUGAUGUCAGAUUCUGUGGCCACUGCCCGAGAUCGGAUUUUGAUGAGACAUGUCUUCACCUGUUGGGGCACGAGUUGCGUCCCUUGCCUUUGCAAAGGUCAAGCUCCUCCCUAGCGCGUGACACCUUCAUUACACCCUCGUUAACAUCGCUGCCACCAGAGUGGGCGCGGCCAUUACAAGAUUCUUGAAAUUUGCCCUCUAACGUUCAUACAUUUGUUUAUGUCUUUGGGAAUG